CCGACGCCAUAUUGGAUAUUGGCAUUGUGAAUCUCUUUUGUAUGUUAGUGAGUGCGUCGGGGACCAAAUUCAUUUAAUUCAUUCAACUUCCAGCUACCUGAUCAACCUGCUUCUCCAUUGGUGUAAUGCUCAGGGAAAAGUGCGUCAUAUUCUUUACGGCUGGAUAGUGAAACGUGAGUGGAAGCCAACUGUAAACAGCAAUCGGCUUCAGCCUGUACAAUCUCCAAGCCAGCGGCGGUAUUGUGUAAUUGGCUUUUAUCGCACUAUUUUUCAAGCGAAGGAAAAGUCUUUACUAUGGACCUCGAGUUAGUGAAAAUCUAUACCAUAAGAUAGGGAGCCAACAUUCCCUUUCUAACAGAAUUGAUGUUAUGUAUUGUCAUCCCCUUUUAGUUAUCUGAAGGUGUUAAGUUAUCUUUCUUGAAGAUGUGGUCCCCUCAGCAAAGUAUGGCGCAACAGCAGCGUACCUUGGGCAUGACCUCAGCCAUUACCUUGGCUGGUCCCAAGCAGAUUGAUCAUGUGCGAACCGAAGAACUUGUUGAAACCUUAGAACAAUACAAUAUGUCAGUGUCUGAAGAAGAAUUAAAUCACAGGAUGGAAAUUUUAAGCAAAUUAAAUAACUUAGUUAAAGAGUGGAUCCGUGAGUCAAGUAUUAAUCGUAACAUGCCUCCUAAUGUAGCGGAUCAAGUUGGUGGCAAAAUUUACACUUUUGGAUCUUAUCGUUUGGGUGUUCACCACAAAGGUGCUGAUAUUGACGCGCUCUGUGUUGCUCCAAGACAUGUAGAUCGAUCAGAUUAUUUCACUACAUUCUUUGACAAAUUAAAAGAGCAAGAAGAGGUCACAGAUCUCAGAGCUGUUCCUGAAGCAUUUGUCCCUGUAAUUAAAAUGAACUUUGAUGGAAUAGAAAUUGAUAUGCUCUUUGCUAGGCUAGCACUUAAGGAAAUUCCUGAUACUAUGGACUUAAAAGACGACUUGCUUCUUAAAAACCUGGAUCAAAAAUGUGUGAGAAGUCUUAAUGGAUGUAGAGUGACUGAUGAAAUCCUUCGUCUUGUUCCUAAUGUAGAAAACUUCAGAUUAGCUUUAAGAGCAAUUAAAUUAUGGGCCAAAAAACAUGGAAUUUAUAGCAAUGCUCUAGGUUAUCUUGGUGGUGUCUCAUGGGCCAUGCUUGUGGCACGGACAUGCCAGUUGUAUCCUAAUGCUGUAGCAGCUACUCUAGUUCAUAAGUUCUUUUUGGUAUUUUCUAAAUGGAAAUGGCCUCAACCUGUGCUACUGAAGCAAUUGGACGAUGUCAAUCUGGGCUUUCCAGUUUGGGACCCAAGGGUCAACAUUUCUGAUCGAUAUCAUCUGAUGCCCAUCAUCACUCCCGCCUAUCCACAACAAAAUUCUACAUUCAACGUAUCUAUGUCCACAAGAACAAUUAUGGAAGAAGAGUUUCAACAAGGGCUGGCGAUCACUGAUGAUAUUAUGGUGCAUGGCCGUGCAACUUGGGAUAAGUUAUUUGAACCUCCAAAUUUCUUUCAAAAAUACAAGCAUUACAUAAUUUUACUAGCAAGUGCUGCCACUCCUGAAGAUCAGCUUGAGUGGUGUGGUCUUGUUGAGUCCAAAGUUCGUCAUUUAAUUGGGAACUUGGAACGCAAUCAGCAUAUCAAGUUGGCUCAUGUUAAUCCAGAGUGUUUUCCUCUUUAUGAGAGCAAUGAUCAAGUGUCAAGCAAUCAGCCUGCAACUCCAAGUCCUUCUGAUCCACCAAGUCUGGAUACACCCGUACAAACACCCACACAGACAUCUGAAAAAACAUCAGAAAAGCCCUCUGAAAAUCCUUCUGAUAAAACCUUAGAAAAUAACCCAGUAACUGACACCCCUCCAAUUUCUGGUGUGUCAGGCUCUGGAAGUACACCAGCUCCUAGCACGCCCAAUCCCUCAUCAAAACCAGGAAAAGGAGAGGGUUUGGGCUCUAUGUGGUUUAUUGGCCUCGUAUUUGCUAAGACUGAGCACUUAAAUGUAGAUCUCACUUAUGAUAUUCAGUCUUUCACUGAGACAGUUCAUAGACAAGCUCAUCAAAUAAAAAUGAUGAAGGAUGGAAUGAAAAUUGAAGCACGCUAUGUGAAAAGGAAACAACUGCAGAGUUAUGUUCCUCCAAAUCUUUUAAAGCGAGAGCGUAAGACAAGCACAUCAAACUCAAAUCCUCCCCAAACUCCAAGAAAUGGGACUACCACUCCCAAGAUGUCUCCAACUGGUGAUUCAAAUAGGUCAAGCAAUGCCAAUAAUGGUGCUUCUAAUAAGAAGCGCAUAUCAGAGAAUGCAUGUGAUGGCUAUUAUAAGAAAGCAAAAAUUGGUGACGAGUCUAGUGGCCAGGGGGAUGAGUCUCCCAACCAAUCUAUAGUCCCAGGUGGAGAAGAUUCUAAUUCAACAUCUUUUUCUUUGGACGAAUCCUCAAAUCCCAGUGUAUCCAUAGGAGAAGCUCAUAAGAAUACAGAUUCAGCAGGGUCUCAACUUGUAGGAGCCAGCAAUAGCGCAGCUUUAACCAAGGAGCAGGAUGCUUCAAGUGUAUUACACGAGGGAUUCAUUUGUACAUGACCAAAGGAGAAAAUGGAGGCAGCUGUAUUUAAAAAGCCCCCGCCCAGACUUUAAUACUGCACAUGAAUAAAAGUUUGGGCUCUUUAGAGAGCCUGUGAUUUACCAAGGAGAACAUUAUUUCCAAACAUUAAUGGACUUCUCAUAAAAAAAGAAAAGAAUAUUGAAAAAAAUAUAUAAAAAGUAUAUCAUUUUAUUUACAGUUGGUAAUUUAUACAAAGCCAACAGUUAGUCAAGGUUUUCUUUCUUUCUCUUUUACUUAUAUUUGAUCCUUAUUUUGUAAAAAGUUUUUGAUUACUCUUGAAUAAUUAGUUGAAUUUCCACUAUUUAUUGAAAAAGAUAGUUCAGGUGAAAUGGAACUGUAAGGAUGUGUAAAUUAACUAGUGUCCAGAUAAGACACAUGUCCUGUUGCUGGUGUUAAGAACAGUACCAAGAACUGGAGUAAUUAGAUUUUAUAUGAAAAAUGUAAAUAAUCUUCACAGAUUUCCUUAAAAAGCAAACAAAAAAACAUGUGUCCUUAGGGAUGGGGUUUUACUGUGCCAGGAUUUAUCCUGUUCACUUUUUAUGCAUGGAAUUAUGAACUUGCAUAAUGAUCAUUACAGUACAUCAGCAAACAAAAGUGCUGGAAAUUUUCCAUAGCCACUCUGUCAAUGACACUUAAUCAAUCUUGUGACUGUUGCAUUAGCACAUUCAUUCACAAUGUUAAAUCUGAUCCUAGGCUGCAUGUGUGCAAUUUAUUAUUGUGUUUCUUUUUUGGCUAAUUUACAACAGUGUUAUCUGUUUCACUGUGGGGUUGAGUAGCGUCAGGAAUGGUACUUCACUUGGUUUAUGGUUAGCUUGAUACUGCUAACAAACCAAAAUAUGGAUUGAAAUUUAAGAAAUCCAGAGGAGCUUGAAGAACUCCAUGCAGUCUAUUUAUGGUUUGUGUUGUAAGAGGUCCUCUGAUGAUUCCCAGUACAUUGAAGGGCUUGCCACAUAUUUCCUGGAUGAAAUUAUACUCUUGCCAACAAUCACAUGAGAAGAUGUGGUCUUGCAUGUUCUAAAAUGUAUUUUUCUCUCUUCUUUUUUUUUUUUUGAGGCUUGCUUGUUGUACGGAGACAAUUUAUUCGUGUAACACUGAGGCCAUGGAUUUCAAAACACUCACUUUUUUUCUGUUAUCAGAGUUAGGAUUUGGGAUCGUGGACUGUCAUGAAUAGACCAUUUUGUUUGCUGAGGUUUCUGAUUGUAUUGGAAGGCACAUCACUAUUGAUUUUGUGUAGUCUUGUUUGCCCUGUGUGUCUCAUAGGUUCUUUAGAUCUAGUUUGUCGAAACUUAUUCCUUAUUGGGUUACAUUAUUGUGUGUGUCUGUUCUUGGGACCUCGAAAAGUACAUCAAACUACUCAUCAAGCUGUCACAAUGUCACAUUAACAUUCAAAUUCCAUACAUCUUCAAAAAGAGAAGGGGGGGUGGGUGGGGGGGUUAGGUUUUAUCUAAUACAGCAAAGGUGUCUUUGUUUAUCAAGGGAGGGCGCUCUUGAGGUGGAUGAAAUGUAUAAUGGCCACUGCUUGGCACUCCUUGAGAAGGAUGGAAAGACAAGAAAUAAGUUGCCUUGUUAAGGGAGUAGUUGUUCAUUAUUAUUGCUCUCAUAAUCAUAAUCAAUCUUAUUUAUUACUGUUUUUACUCUAAAAUACUUGACCCAUACCCAAUUGGGUGAUAUUGUGUUGACGCUGUCAAAGAUUUCCUGUCCCUAAAAGUUUUGUUUUUCAUGGGACUUCUUACAAGACUGCUUUAUAGUAACAUGAAAUUGUUUAAGAGCCAUUGUUAGUUCAUGACGUCUUCAGUACAUCUGGACUUGCACAUCUAAAGUGAGUGUUGCUCAUUUGAGCUAGUCAGGCUUAAGGAAGUAGACAUGUGUUUUAUUCACGAUAAAAAAAAAAAUCUGCAACAGUCGGAAAAGAAAAGUUUUUUGUCAAACGACAGUAUCUUGUACUAUUUGUGCAGGAGCAACUAUCUUUUGCUUAAAACUCAGGCAGUUGCAAGAGGUUUGUGUUUGGUGCUUAUGAAACCUCUGGCAUGGCCAUUUUCAAUUACUUUGCUUCAUUUGAAGUUGGGAGUUUGGUGUGGCUUUUUUUUUUUGAACCCUUUUUGUGUUCUUAAUUAGAGCACUCAACCAUGUUUGUGGUUGUGAGCAUUUCUUAAAUGCGUCUACUUUACCUUCCUUAAAUAUGUUUUUGAUCGUGGGUGGUGCGUGAGGUUUGUUUUCAGAGUUCUUUCCCGUUUAUCCAACACAAUAUUUCUGGAGUGGAAGCUUUCUUGCUCAUUGUGACAACUGCAGAAUGUACACCGUUUUAUUACUUUUGUAUAGUAUUUUUAAAGUAGCAUUUGACAGAGAAAAGAUUUGUGCAGCAUUUACUGCCCUACUGUUUGGAAGUGCCGCCGUGGAAGUCUUGUCUCAUUUCUACAGACCCUCUUAAUUUCUAUCAAUUCAAGCUUAUUUUACUUCACACAAUCCCCUGUACCUGUGUGUUUCCUGUAGUACACUAGUAUGUUGUGUGAAGUAAACUCAGCUUGUUAUUUUCCCUUAAGAUGACUGGAAGUAAUUAUAGUUGCAACUUUUUGGAUUAUUUUUUGAGGAAACUUCACGUCUAUUUAUUACUUUAAAUUCAAAUUUUCUAUUCUUUGUUUUUAUUUCCAUAUGUUUAAUAUGGCUUUGGGAAAGCCAGCAGGUUAAUAAUUUAUUUUUUAUUGUUGUUUGAAUAAUAGAGAGUAAGUACUGCAUGAGACAUCUUGUUGUAUUUUUUCUGUUUCCUGACAGCUAUUUUUUUUUUUUUUGUGCUCGUAUUUCACUUGACCCACAUUUAUUUUAACAAUUGUAAAGUUUUUCUCCUGACUACUUUGUACCUUGAGAUUUAAGUUCUGAGGUGAGUUUUUGCUUCAAAGCAAAUCUUUUACAAAAAAAAAAAGGCUUCUAAAUAAUACUUCAUGUUGACUAUAAAUUACUUUUAAUGACUAUGUUGUUCCAAUAUCAUUUUUGAUUGUGACAUCUAAAUUUACAAUCUUGUGCAUUUGUUUACUAAGUCUUUAUCUUAAAAGAUCCCAAAUGUUUCAUUACAUGCAGCAUGACACUUUAGUAAUCAUGCUAUAGGUUUAAUUUCAAGGGCAAAACAUCCCUUCCACUCAAUGUGUUUAUCUUGACUUCAUAUGUGUUGUGGGGGAUGGGAUUGGAAAGGAUAUCUGAAAAUGUCAAAUUUGCACCUUUAGGAGGGAGAUUCUCAAUUAAAGUUUCAUAUCACCUUGACCAUCUUCUGGCUUCUCUCUGUGAAUUUCAAGUCUGAUCAUUUGAGUUUCUCACAAGCUGUUCUUUGUUUGAAAUCAUAACAGCAUUCUCGACAAUUCAGGUAGAUUAAUGAAGUUGAAAUCUCCCUCUUUAUGUUUCCCCCUUGAUAUUAGACGACAAGUAGAAUAGGCAAUUGUCACUAAAUUGAAUGGUUUUGUAAGCUUCUACAUGUCGUGCUAUUGUAUAAUUGUGGGGAUAAUUUUUGAGUUCUUGUAAAAAUCUUAAAGCAAUUUUUUUUUAUUGAGAAUAAAAUUUUUAAAAUAUUGCA
This is a messenger RNA of Frankliniella occidentalis (western flower thrips), 6152 nucleotides long. RefSeq names its product poly(A) polymerase type 3 (gene hrg). Gene Ontology annotation, molecular function: poly(A) RNA polymerase activity; RNA binding. Bases 424 to 2571 code for a protein of 715 amino acids. The record is from RefSeq and is a predicted model, not a curated record. The transcript is spliced from 15 exons. Gene Ontology annotation, cellular component: nucleus. Lineage: Eukaryota; Metazoa; Arthropoda; Insecta; Thysanoptera; Thripidae.